UGUCAAACUAAAAGAAUAUGAAAUAACAAACGCAAAGAGAAGAAAGAUUAAUAAUCCUGCUCUGGAAGAGCUUUUUAAGAAAUAUGGUAUGAGUUGGAAUCAAAAAGAAUUUGAAAAAGAAU
Messenger RNA from Racocetra persica, 122 nucleotides. Lineage: Eukaryota; Fungi; Glomeromycota; Glomeromycetes; Diversisporales; Gigasporaceae. The record is from the annotation of a GenBank genome assembly.